Messenger RNA from Nakaseomyces glabratus, 2892 nucleotides. RefSeq names its product mRNA transport regulator MTR10 (gene MTR10). NCBI's taxonomy places the organism in Eukaryota, Fungi, Ascomycota, Saccharomycetes, Saccharomycetales, Saccharomycetaceae. The record is from RefSeq and is a predicted model, not a curated record. Gene Ontology annotation, biological process: protein import into nucleus. Gene Ontology annotation, cellular component: cytoplasm. Gene Ontology annotation, molecular function: small GTPase binding.
AUGGCAACAGUGAACAACGUCGUUGGGGCACUACAAUGUAUAUCAUCUAAUAAUAGUCAGGAUGAGAAGAACAAAGCUUUGCAAUAUUUGGAGCAGUUUCAAAGAUCCUCAGAAGCAUGGAUGAUAUGUCACGAUAUAUUGAAUAAUAACUCUACAGAGCAAUCUUUGGAACUACAAAUCUUUGCUGCGCAGACACUUAGAAACAAGGUUACAUAUGAUCUGACACAACUUGGAGACAACCUGUCAAGUUUCAAGGAUUCAGUACUUCAGAUGCUAACUUCCCAUAACAAUAAUCUAGUUAUUACACAAUUAAACGUCGCGUUGGCUAGAUUGUCUAUCCAAUAUUUGAACUGGAAGAACCCAAUUCAAGAAAUAAUCACUGUGCUAAACCCAUAUCCCGUAGCAUUGUUAGGGUUUUUGAGAGUUUUACCAGAAGAAACGCUAGAUAUAGAUUCCACACCAUUAACCGAGGAUGAAUUCAAUUCACGCAUACAUGAGCUGAUUAACACAAUUGCACAAGAUGUUUUACAGUUCUUGAUUACUUGUGCUGAAAAUAUUAGAUCUGGAAACUCUAAUAUCAAAUUGGAUCAUGUAUUAAAGUGCAUAAGUUCUUGGUCCUUUGAGUUUUCAGUUGAUCAGUUGGUAAGCGUUACACCAUUAAUGAACCUAAUUUUUGAUGCUUUACUGAAUGGUAAUGAAGAUCAUCCUGAUAUAUUUGACGCCGCGGUCGAUUGCCUGUGUGUUGUGCUAAAAGAAAGCAGAGAUGCAUCAAAUGAUCAAAUGGUUUUAGCAUUGUAUGAAAAGUUGAUAGAAUUACAGCAGAAGCUGCUUCCAGAUUUGGAAUCUGUCUCAGCUGAUAAUGAUAGCUGGGAUCCGGAUCUACUCGAAGGACUAACGCGUUUGUUUGUAGAAGCAGGUGAAGCGUGGUCUGUAUUUGUAUCAAAGUCUCCAGAAAUUUUCAGACCUUUAGUUAAGGUAAUACUUUUGCUUUCAUGCAAAAAUACAGAUCUUGAUGUGGUUGCUUACACCUUUCAAUUUUGGUUUACUCUUAGACAAAAUUUGGUUUUGCCCAGAUAUCAGAAGUCCAAACUUGCAUACACAGACUUAUACUUAGACUUAAUAAAUGGGAUCAUUCUACAUUUGAGGUACCCUGAUGAGCAAUUUUCUUCAAAAGAAGAAGAAGACAAGUUCAAGGAUUUUAGAUACCAUAUGGGUGAUGUUCUGAAAGACUGUACUGCUGUCGUAGGGACCUCCAAGGCCCUAACACAGCCGCUUGACGCUUUGAAUAUUGCAAUCUCUUCUAAUUCAAGCUGGCAAUAUAUUGAAGCACCCUUAUUUUCUAUGAGAACAAUGGCUCAAGAAAUAUCUUUAACGGAAAAUAAACUACUUCCUCAAAUCAUGCAAAUAAUAUGUACACUACCAGAACACCCAAAAGUUCGUUAUGCAUCCACAUUAGUUCUUGGUAGGUACACGGAAUGGACUUCAAAACACCCAGAAACACUGGAACUACAAAUACAAUAUAUUCUAAAUGGAUUCCAACAGGCAAGUGCAGGUGACAAAGAAUUAAUACCAGCCUCUGCUCAUGCUUUAAUGUAUUUUUGUUCUGACUGUGCCGAAUUACUGAGCUCUUUUGUUGACCAACUGAUAGAAUUCUUCUUUAACGUCCAAGAGUCAAUUGACAUAGAGUCUCAAUUUGAGUUAUGCCAAGGUUUAAGUGCUGUUAUAAAUAAGCAAGAUGGGCCCAUAUUGAUUACUACGUUCCAGAAGCUUCUUGACCAGAAUUUAAAUAAGACAAACUCCUUAAUUCCAAAAUGGAAACAAAAUCCAAGUGAAUUUAGUAGAUUGAUUGCUGACCAAAUCGACCUAUUGUAUGCCUUAUUUGAAGAACUGAAACCCAAAUUCCACUAUCCUGCUCAAGGUGCUGAUCCACUCUUACCACAAAUAGAAUUAAUAUGGACAACACUAAGAUCACUUCUGAUUGAGCAUGGUGCACUAACCGACGAGCAGAUUGCCGAAAGAACGAGUAAGUUUUUAAGGAGACUGUUUGAAAAUUAUCAUAUCUUCUGUGAAUCUAUUUUGCCUUCUGUUGCUGAAGUUCUAGUCCAGGGUUAUUCUUCUACUGGAUUUGGCUCAUAUCUUUGGUGCUCUGGUUCUGUGAUUGUUAUUUUUGGAGAUGACGAAUCUUUCCCGGUUAGCCCACAAUUGAAAGAUUCAGUAUGGAAUUUUGCUCUAUCACAAUGUCAAACGUUUAUGGUCAACUUCAAUAAAAUUAAUCAGAGAGAAUUAAAAAAUUAUCAUGAUUUGGUUAUGGAUUUUUUCUCUAUGAUAUCUGACUUGCUGAUGUUUUACCCAGAAAAUUUCAUUUUCUCAACAGAAUUGAUACAACAAAUUCUCAAGGUUGCUGAAUUGAGCUUAACAAAUAUUGAACAGUAUGACACGUAUAUUUUAAUUAUUCGUUUCAUUGAUGAUCUGAUUUCCUGGGGCUUCAAGACUCCACCCAUUUCUACACUGGCUAUUGAACUUGUUCCAGACGAAUGGCGAAAGAGCAUUCUUGAGACUGUAAUUGUUAAGAAUGGUUCCACACUAAUAGAUUCAUUUUUUGUGGGAAUUAUUUACAAAUUUGAUUCAAGUGCUCAUUCAGACGCAAUAAGCACUAUUGUGAAAUGUCUCAGGUUGGCGUUUGAGGGCAGUAAUAACCAACCUGAUGUAAUAGUCGGAUGGCUAGAACAUGCAUGCCUAACUCUUGGUAACGUUGAUCUGAAGGAAAAGGAAAGAUUAUUGACCGAAGUCGUUCGUGGAUUAAAUAGAAGGGAUUUCAGAAAAGUGAGAGAAGGAGUGAGAUUCUUUGUAGAAUGGUAUUUGAGAAAGAAUGUAAAUUCUAGAUUAGGAUAA